Messenger RNA from Phlebotomus papatasi, 6126 nucleotides. RefSeq names its product zinc finger protein 184-like. NCBI's taxonomy places the organism in Eukaryota, Metazoa, Arthropoda, Insecta, Diptera, Psychodidae. Gene Ontology annotation, molecular function: RNA polymerase II cis-regulatory region sequence-specific DNA binding; zinc ion binding; DNA-binding transcription factor activity, RNA polymerase II-specific. Gene Ontology annotation, cellular component: nucleus. Gene Ontology annotation, biological process: regulation of transcription by RNA polymerase II. The transcript is spliced from 4 exons. The record is from RefSeq and is a predicted model, not a curated record. Bases 162 to 2660 code for a protein of 832 amino acids.
CGAAAUUCAAUCGACUCAUCGUCGAUUUUUUGUGGAACUUCGCCGUGGAAACAAAGCAAGCGGUGCUUGGACUAGGAAAAUUUUUCUGGAUCGCGUCUGGUGAAAAGUGCUUCGGCUUUCAAAGAGACUAAAAGAAAUAGGUGAAAAUUGUGCUAAAGAAGAUGGAAGAGAAGCCCACGGUGAAGGAUUUGAAGGUGGAGCUGAAGAAUAUGCGGAUCUGUCGCUUCUGCCUCAAUCGCAAUGAGCCCCUCACGAACAUCUAUUCGAUUGAAAAUCGAUUGAAUCGCUCCGUGCCGCUUCCUUUGCAAAUUAUGGCGUGUGUUGCUAUCGAGGUGUUCGUGAACGAUGGGAUGCCUUCGUGGAUCUGUGAAGCCUGUCGGGUCUUCAUGGAGCAUUGGUAUCGCUUCAAGCAGAUCUGCAAGAAAUCCGACACUCAUUUGAGGCAAUUCCAUUUGACCGGUGAUUUGCCUGAUCGCCUGGAACUUCCUCUUCUUCCGGCUGAAUUUCACAAAACGAUCGGAAAACAGCCAUCCCCCUCUCCCUCAACUUCUUCCCCAUCUACCAGUUCUUCCCCAACAACUUCGCAGGCUUUCAAGCGUCCCCGGGCUCCUCCAGCUGUUCAGGCCAGUCAGCCCCUCAAGAAGCCCAAGCAGGAGGUUUUUGAGGUCACCAGUAUGGGAAAGACCGUGACUGUGACCAAGAGCGUGGAGUCUGACACUCCGCCGCCCAUGAAGAUCCUCAACAAGAGCCCCAGGGUUCUCAAUAAACCACCCAUGAGGGGCGUUCCAGUGCUCAGUGAGCCAAUCAUCAAGACCAACGAGUCAGGAACUGUGGAGAUCAUUACGGAAGUUCUGGACAAUGUGGAGGCUUACAAUGAGCCAGAUCCCAUCAAGUAUGCUCCUCCAGUGGAGACUCACGUCUUUCCGUGUCCUCACUGCGAGCGCUCCUUCCCGCUGCGUCAGUUGCUGGACAUCCACGUGAAGAACCACACCAGGGAGCGAGGCUACGAAUGCGCCGUCUGCGAGAAGAGAUUCUUCAGCAAGUACGACUUGGGAAAGCACAUGUUGACUCACACCGGAGAAAGGCCAUAUGAAUGCAUCGUCUGCCGACGAAGCUUUUCCCGUUCAACUCUUCUACAUCGCCAUGAGAAGAUCCAUACGGAUACGCCCAAGUAUCUCUGUGGCUACUGCGAACGUCCUUUCUUGUCUGUGGCCGAACUGGAGAAGCACAGUGAGAAGCAUCGGAAGAACCGUCCAUUCCACUGCAAGGAAUGCGACAAGAGUUUUGCCUUCAAGCAAGGUCUGGAACGGCAUGAAGUGGUCCAUGCCAAGGAUCAGCCACAUCCCUGUGAGUACUGUGACAAGAGCUUCAGUACUCCCAGCAAAUUGGCUCGGCAUCUAACAGCUCAUGCUGGCCAUCGUCCAUUCCCCUGCAAGAUCUGCCCGAAAUCCUAUGUGCUGAGUCAUCAUCUGACCAGACACAUGAGAUCCCACAUGAACAGCGUUGCCACGUACAAUUGCUUCGACUGUGGAGCGACUUUCAAUACGCGAGAUGAAUUGAUUUAUCAUUCGGCUGUUCAUGCAACGCAGAGUUUGGUCUGUCCGCUGUGCAAGGAGCAAUUUGGGGAUCUGGAUGAGGUGACGGAGCACAUUAAGAGUCAUACAGAAGGGGAUCAAUUUGCGUGUGAAUUCUGUGAUUUGAUCUUUACGACAGAAGAAAAACUCGAUGUUCACACGAAUCAGCAACAUUUUGAGGAUCAACAAAAGUACGGACCAUCAACGAAGCAGGAGGAGACUGAAGAAUUUGCAAAUGAGGAAAUUGUUGAGGAAUAUGUCAUUCCAGAGGAUAACAUUGAGGACUUUGAGACAGUUGUGAAGGAGGAGAAAGUUGAGAGAGUUGUCAAGCAGUCGCCAACAAUGAUUAAGUGUACGUAUGGGAAGGGACCUCAGAAGAGGGCUCAAGAAGCCAAAGCGUCCCAGGAGAAGGCGGCUGCUGAACAGGAAAAGGCCGAUAUUCGUAGAUCAGCUCGUCCGGCUAAAGUCAAGAAUUACGCAACUCUCUCGCAGACAAAGUUGGAGGAUGAAGAUGAGGAAUUUAUGAAGGACGAAAAUAUGGAGGACUUUUCGCCAGAUGAUGAAAAUUACAAGACAGAGGAUGAACCAGAAGAGGAUGACGAAUUGCCCAAGAAUACCAAAAAGAAGAGUCCAAGGGCAGCUCCUUCAAAGACUUCUCCGAAGGCAUCCCAGGCAAAUUCAACGCAAGAGAAGAUUUCCAAUAUGCUGAGAGAGGCUGGAAAAAAGUCACAGUCUACUAGUGUCCAGGAUACCCUCAAGGGUCUGCCAAAGGGAGUCACAGUGACCAAGAGGGAUAACUCAAAGGAAAAACCAGCAUUUGGAGGAGGAAAUCAGACGAAGAAAACUUCUCCAGGGAAGCCAGAGAAGAAGAGUCCGAUGUCUGCGAGGGCAGCAGAGAAGCCCAAGGAGAAACCUGCAGAAAGGAGGCCUCAGAAGAAGGAAUCUCCAGAAGAAGUACCGAAAGAGAAAACAACAGAAAUUAAAAUUGGAAAUCAAAUACUGAAAGUUAAAAAAGUGCUAAUGAUGAAGAAAGGGGAAUCCGGAGGACCUUCAACAUCGACAGCUGGAAAUAAUUCGGGAAAGUAAAGUUACAAUUUUAUCCUUAAAUAUUCAUAUUUUUUUUUAAAUGUUUUUAAUUUCUGAAAAGAUUUUUCAGAAAUUUCAGAAUAAGGUUUCAAAAAUUGAUUUUUGAAACAUUAAAAAAUAUUUUAAAAAAAAUCAAAAAUCUAAAAAAGGUUUUUGAAAAAUUAUAAAAUUAUCUUGGGAUUUGAAAGAAUUUGGAGAUUGUACAAAAAAUUCUUUCAAAUAUUAUUUAAAAAAAAGGUUUUUGAAAAAGUCCUCUCAAGUUCGAAGAGUUUCGAAAAUGCUGAAAAGGUUUUCUUUUCAAAAAGUUUGAAUAAUUAAAAUUGAAAUAAUUUUACAUAAAAAAGAUUGCUAAAACACUUUUUUGACAGAUCAAAAGGAUUUUGAAAAAAGCUUAAUUGCGUUUUCAAAAAUUUGAAAAAGUUUUUUAGUAAGAUAGUUUACAAAAAUUUAGACAGGAUUUUGAAAAAAAAACCGAAUAUCCAAAAAUUUGCAAAAACGAAUUCAGAGAAAUAUUUUUCAAAAUUUUUACAGGAUUUUGAGAAAGUCGAAAAUAUCUUCUCAAAAACUUUAAAAAGGUUUUUGAGAAAUUUUUUUUUUUCAAAAUUUGAAAAGGAUUUCGAAUUACUUUUUUUUUGAAAAUUUGGAAAGGGUUUUGAGAAAACUAUUUUUCAACAUUCGGAAAGGAUUUUGAAAAACAAGAAAAUAUUUUUUCAAAAAAUUGAAAAAAAACUUCGUGAGAAAAGUAUUUUUCAAAAUUCGGUAAGGAUUUUGAAAAAUCUGAAAAUAUUUUCUCAAUUUUUUAAAAGGUUUUUGGGAAAAGUAUUUUUUCAGAAUUUAAAAGGGAUCUUGACAAAGUUGAAAAUAUGCUAUCAAAAAUUUGGAAAAAGUUUUUCGGAAAGGUAUUUUUCGAAAUUUUAAAAAGAUUUGAAAAAAAAACUGAAAAUAAUCUUCUCAAAAAUUAAAGUUUUUUUUUUUUAGAAAAAAGUGUUUUUCAAAAUUUAGAAUGGAUAUUGAAAAAGUUGAAAAUAUCUUUCUGAAAAUUUGCAAAAAAAAUUGAGAAAAUAUUUUUCAAAUUUUAGAGAUUUUGGGAAAUCUAAGAAUAUUUUCUCAAAAAUUUCAAAAAAAAAGUUUUUGAGAAAAUAUUUUACACAAUUCUAAAAGGAUUUUGAAAAUAUUUUCUCAAAAACUUGAAAAUAUUUCGUGAGAAAAGUAUUUUUAAAAGUUUAAAAGGGAUUUUGAAAAUCAAAAUAUUUUCUCAAUUUUUUAAAAGGUUUUUGGGAAAAGUAUUUUUCAAAAUUUAAAAAUGAUCUUGAUAAAUUUGAAAAUAUCCUAUCAAAAAUUUGGAAAGUUUUUCAGAAAAGUAUUUUUCGAAAUUUUAUAAAGAUUUUGAAAAAAAAACUGAAAAUAAUCUUCUCAAAAAUUAAAAAGGUUUUUAGAGAAAAGUGUUUUUCAAAAUUUAGAACGGAUUUUACAAAAGAUGAAAAUAUUUUUCUGAAAAUUUGAAAAAAAAAAUGAGAGAAUAUUUUUCAAACUAGAAAAAUAUUCAAAAAAAAAUUUUCAGAAAAUAUUUUACAAAAUUCUAAAGGGAUUUUGAAAAAUAUGAAGAUAUUUUCUCGAAAACUUGAAAAAAAAUUCGUGAGAAAAGUAUUUUUAAGAAUUUAAAAGGGAUUUUGAAAAAUCUGAAAAUAUUUUCUCAAUUUUUUAAAAGGUUUUUGGGAAAAAUAUUUUUCAAAAUUUAAAAGAGAUCUUGAAAAAGUUGAAAAUAUCCUUUCAAAAGUUUGGAAAAGGUUUUUCAGUUUCGAAAUUUUAAAAGGAUUUUGAAAAAUCUGAAAAUAUCUUCUCCAAAAUUGAAAAGAUUUUUGAAAAAAGUGUUUUCAAAAUUCAGAACGGAUUUUGCAAAAGAAGAAAAUAUCUUUCUGAAAAUUCGAAAAAAAAAUUGAGAAAAUAUUUUUCAAACUAGAAAUUUUGGAAAAUCUGUAAAUAUUUUCUCAAAAAUUUCAAAAAAAAAGUUUUUGAGAAAAUGUUUUAAAAAAUUCUAAAAGGAUUUUGAAGAACUGAAAACAUCUUCUCAAGAAUUUGAAAAAAAGUUUUUGAGAACAAUAUUUCUCAAAAUUCAAAAGAUUUUGAAAAAUCUGAGAAUAUAUUUCCAAAAAUUUGAAAAAAAGGUUUUUGAGAAAUGUAUUUUUCAAAAUUUAUAAAGAAUUUUGAGAAAGCUGAAAAUAUCUUUCCAAAAAUUUGAAAAAUGUGUUUCAGAAAAUAUUUUUCAAAGCUCUGAAAGGAGUUUGAAAAGGCUGAAAAUAUCUUUAAAAUUUAAAGAGAUUUUUGAGAAAAGCUUUUCCAAAAUUUAAAAAGGAUUUUGAAAAGGCUGAAAAUAUCUUUCUAAAAUUUUGGAAAGCUUUUGAGACAAGUAUUUUUCAAUAUUCUGAAAGGCUUUUGAAAAAAGCUGAAAAUUGAAAAAAUCUUCUGAUAAAUUUGGAAAAUAUUUUUCCAGAGAAUUUUAUUUCAAAAUUUAGAAAAGGAUUUUGAAAAAGCUGAAAACAUCGUGUUAAAAAUUUGAGAAGGGCUUUUGAGCAAAAUAUUUUUCGAAAAUUGGAAAAAAAAUCGAAAAUCGAAAAGAAUUUCGAGAAAUCUAAAAUUAUUGUCUCAAAAAAUUGAGAAAGAUUUUCAAGAAAAACUGUUUAAUGGAUUUGAAGAAAACAAACUAUUUUCUCAAAAAUUUUAAAGUUUUUUGAGAAAAAUAAUUUUCGAAAUAAUAUGAACAGGAUUUCGGAGAAGCUGAAAAUAAUUUCUCAAAGACGAUUUUUGAGAACAAUUUUGAUGAAGAUUUAAAAUAAGUUCCGAAAUCUUAAUUUUUUUCAAUCAGAAAAACAAAGAUAUUUGAAAAUAUUUUUGAAAACAAGGAUUAUUCAAAAUUUGAAAAUGAUUUUGGGAAAGCCAAGUCAUCGUUGAAAAUGAAAUUUAUCAAAAAUUUGAAGAGAUUUCGGGAAAAAAUAGUAAAAGCCAGAUUAAAUGGAAUAUGUCUCGAAGAAUUUGAGAAACAUCUUAAAUGAACGAAAAAAAUUAAUUUUCGAAAUUAGAAAGAAUUUCGAAAAAAUAUCAAAUAAAAGAAAGCAAGAAUCGUUCUCAAAACCAUAAAUAUAAAUGUGAAUGAGAGUUCUGAAUAUUUUUUGUAGUUCAUUUUUUUUAUUAAGAUAUGCAAAAAAGUUAAAAAAAAAAAACAUAAAAAAAAUUCAAACUUAUUGUAAUUGUUUCAGAACUUUCUUUCCAAUCAAAAUAUCCAAAAAAUUACCACUUUUUUCUUAUAUAUUUUUUAUUACUAACAUAAUUAUUAACUCGUGAUGGGAUGUAUCAUCACAGGAUUAGCUGUAGUUUGAGCAUCAUUUGAAAAUAAUCCAACUAUCUUUCCUAAUGUGUGUCUAGAUUUUAUUGUGAAGAAGAUAGAUGAAUAAAGAAGCCCUAGAAUCCA